This is a messenger RNA of Mucor velutinosus, 756 nucleotides long. Its product is annotated as phosphatidate cytidylyltransferase. Gene Ontology annotation, molecular function: RNA binding. The record is from RefSeq and is a predicted model, not a curated record. NCBI's taxonomy places the organism in Eukaryota, Fungi, Mucoromycota, Mucoromycetes, Mucorales, Mucoraceae. The transcript is spliced from 4 exons. Bases 1 to 756 code for a protein of 251 amino acids. Gene Ontology annotation, cellular component: nucleolus.
AUGGCUUCAUUACAAAACCUCAAGGCGCCCACCUUAAUGAGCAAAAAGACUCAAAAGACAGUACAAGCCGAUGAGGAUGAUGUUAUCAUUGAUGCCACUGCUUUACCAAGCCGCUCAGCAGAUCAAGAUGAUGUUGCUAUGGAGGAGGAUAACACUGCCUCCGAUAAGCCUAACUUUGCUCCUGCCAGUGCUGCUGAACUCAAGAAAGUUGUAAAGGGUUCCCGCAAGAUUCCCAUCCCUCCUCAUCGUAUGUCCCCCUUAAAGAGACAUUGGUUGGAAAUUUACUCACCAUUGGUUGAGCACAUGAAGCUUCAAGUUAGAAUGAAUGUUAAAACUAAAACUGUCGAACUCAAGACUUCGCCUCAAACUGAAGAUGAAGGAUCGUUACAAAAGGGUGCUGAUUUCCUCAGAGCUUUUGCUUUGGGUUUCGAGGUGGAGGACGCUAUGGCAUUGUUGAGAUUGGACGAUAUUUUCUUGGACACUUUUGAAAUCAAGGAUGUAAAGACAUUGCACGGUGACCAUUUAGCUCGUGCUAUCGGUCGUAUCGCUGGUCGUGAUGGUAAAACCAAAUUCACAAUUGAAAAUGCAAGCAAAACGAGAAUUGUCUUGGCCGAUACCAAAAUUCAUAUUCUUGGAUCUUUCCAAAAUAUCAAAAUUGCCCGUGAUGCUGUGGUCAGCCUCAUUUUAGGUAGUCCUCCUGGUAAGGUGUAUGCCACUCUUCGUACCAUCUCUGCCCGUAUGAAGGAACGUUUUUAG